GAAAGAGAGAGAGAGGAAGAGAUUCCUGCAACAAAGAGGAAACUUUGACUGAGAUACCGGGCGAAGACACUGCUUGGGGAAACACCUUGCUGCAUGAACCAGGUAGACAGCUGAGAGAAGGAGAGGGUAUGAACGGGAGUCAGGAGGACUCCUCCGGGAGCCUGGUUGCUGGCAUUGAGGGGCUUCCCCCCUUACCCAAGGGUCUGAGCGGGAUCCUCAACUCCAGCGGCGGUUCCUGGAGGGACGUGGAGAGGCUCUACGCCAAGAAGACCAUGAUCCAGGACGAGCUGAGCCGGCCCCACUUGGCCACCGAGAGGUUCCUGAGGAACAAGCCGGCCAAUCUGGACGCAGCCCUGGCCUUAUUGAGGAAGGAGAUGGUAGGCCUGCGACAGCUCGACAUGUCCCUCCUCUGCCAACUGUGGUCGCUGCACGAGUCCAUUCAGGACUACAAGGGCCUGUACCAGGACAUGACCUCGUCCAUGCACUCUUAUGCCUCGGAAAAUGCCGACUACGACGACGAGGAUGAGUUGGAAGCCGACGAGGACGGCUUGGACCGCUGCAAGAUCGACAUGGCACCCAAGAGUCUGAAAGUCCCCCCGACGCAAAACUCCCGGGACAAGUGGCUGCAGGAUUCUUUCCACAUUACACUAUAAACAACAGACACUCUCGCUGAUACCGCUUCCAGGUUCUGCCUUUCCUUUUGUUUAAAAAAAAAUUCAUUCCUGCGAUGCGUUUUUCACCGGCAGGGUCAACCAUUUAUUGUCAUCCCUCGUGGAAGUGGUGGAGAGCUGAGAGACUGGGCUCCUGUUACCUAAAUGGGGCGGUUAAGGGUCAGGAAGGCAGAUUUCUUUUCCCGUGGUGACGUUAGGGGACUUAGAGCAGCCUCAUGACCGCACAGAUUCCCGAGGGUCUGGGAUGAGAGGGUGGGAUUGGAAAAAGUGGGAGGGAGGAGAGAGCACACGGCCGCAUUGCAUCUGGUCACUUCUGGAGCUCCCCUCCCACCAAAUUGGCUGCACCUUCCCACACCGCCUUGGUUUCCUGAUGCAUUCCGAAUUCCAAUCGACAGGCAUGCAGCGGCCUCGACUCUCCUGUCGACUCAAUCCAUUGCUCGGGAAUUCUGAGCAAGAGAUUGUUUCCUCAUUCUGACGCAGUCUGCCAAAGUCAAUUUUCUUUUAUCUGCGAUUGUAGCAAAAUCAGGGCAAACUCUCCCUGUUCAGAAUCAGAUUUCAUACCCCAGUGAGUGUGUGUGAGAGCCCGUACCCCAGUGAGAGUCUGUCUGUGUGUGUGUGUGUGAGAGAGACAGCCUGUACCCCAGUGAGAGUCUGUGUGUGAGUCCAUACCCCAGUGAGAGUCUGUGUGUGUGUGUGUGUGAACGCCCAUAUCCCAGUGUGAGUCUGUGUGUGUGUGAGCGCCUGUACCCCAGUGAGUGUGUGUGUGUGUGCCCAUACACCAGUGAGAGUCUGUGUGUGUGUGUGUGUGUGUACGCCCAUACCCCAGUGAGAGUCUGUGUGUGUGUGUGUGUGUGUGAACGCCCAUACCCCAGUGAGAGUCUGUGUGUGAACACCCAUACCCCAGUGAGAGUCUGUGUGUGUGCAUGUGUGUGGCCCAAACCCCGAUAAGGGUCAGUGUGUGUGUCAGAGCCAUCCCCAAGUAAGAGUCCGUAUGUGAUCCAGGAUUUCUGUCCUGUUCAUCUCUUGUAGCUGGCAAUGUAAUUUGCUGACAAUAAAAUUGAGAUGUUUGUUACCUUGAAACAAAACUCAUGUUCAUGUUAUAAAGUUAGAAUUCUGAAACCUAUGUUGAAAGACAGGAGUUUUUGUAUAAUUUAUAUUUAGCAUUGCUUUAUUUUUCAGUUGAACAGCAGACACAUGUUAAGUUAUACAAUGUAUGGU
Molecule: messenger RNA, 1889 nt
Organism: Hemiscyllium ocellatum (epaulette shark)
Lineage: Eukaryota; Metazoa; Chordata; Chondrichthyes; Orectolobiformes; Hemiscylliidae
Gene: fam89b
Product: family with sequence similarity 89 member B
Exons: 2
Coding region: 129-653 (174 amino acids)
Source: RefSeq, a predicted model, not a curated record